AACCAGGAACCCCACAAACAAAAAAAAAUGGCCAGAAAGGCAAAAAGGGUAGAGAGAGAGAGAGAGGGGGAGGUAUCCUAGAGUUGGGUCUGUUCUUUUUCUUGUUUCUGCGCAGGAUUAGUCUGAAUCUUGGGGAGGGUUUGCUGUUUGGAGCAACUUGCACCGAUCUUCACGGCUGAGAAGAGUUACUGGGUUCUGGGAGAGACGGCACGAGAUCUUUAAGUUAUCUCCUUUAAGGGGGAGCUCACGGACUUGGUGCUGUUCUGUUCAGAUUCUCUGCACCUGGAGAGAGAAUAAUAUAGCUCUGUCUUUACAAAGGUUUGUCUGCUGGAGCUGAAUAUUCAAGCUUUUCUUGUUCUUGAUGGGUGUUUGUUGGAGCAAUAGGAUCAAGGCCGAGACUCCUAAUCACACAGGGGUGAACUCUAAAAAUGUCAGCCAUGAUGGGAACGACUUGAGCGGCAGAAUCUCUUCUGCUUCUGGACCUCAGACUCCCCGAAGCGAGGGUGAAAUCCUUCAGUCUUCUAAUUUGAAGAAAUUCAGUUUCAGCGAACUGAGAACGGUUACGAGAAACUUUCGCCCAGACAGUGUGCUCGGAGAAGGUGGUUUCGGGGCAGUUUUCAAGGGGUGGAUCGAUGAGCAAACGUUGGCUCCUGCCAGGCCUGGGACCGGCAUGAUUGUUGCGGUAAAGAGGCUAAACCAAGAAGGGUUCCAGGGACACCGUGAAUGGUUGGCCGAAAUCAAUUACUUAGGACAGCUGCAUCAUCCUAAUCUUGUGAAGCUGAUAGGAUUCUGCUUAGAGGAUGAGCAGCGGCUUUUGGUGUACGAGUUCAUGUCCAAGGGAAGCAUGGAAAAUCACCUAUUCAGGAGAGGGACAUACUUCCAGCCACUUUCAUGGACCGUGCGGAUGAAAGUUGCCCUUGCUGCAGCUAAGGGGCUUGCCUUUCUUCACAAUGCCGAACCAAAAGUUAUUUAUCGUGACUUCAAGACGUCAAAUAUAUUGCUUGAUUCGAACUACAAUGCAAAACUUUCUGAUUUCGGGUUGGCCAGGGACGGGCCGACUGGUGACAAGAGUCAUGUAUCUACUCGGGUCAUGGGAACUUAUGGUUAUGCUGCUCCAGAGUAUCUUGCCACAGGCCAUUUGACUCCCAAAAGCGAUGUCUAUGGCUUUGGUGUCGUUCUUCUGGAAAUGCUAUCUGGCCAACGAGCAAUAGACAAGAACCGACCAGCCGGGCAACACAACCUUGUGGAGUGGGCAAAGCCAUACCUCACAAACAAGCGAAGAAUAUUCCGCGUCAUCGAUUCCCGUCUCGAAGGUCAGUACUCUAUGGAUCAAGCCCAAAAGGCGGCGUUCCUCGCACUUCAGUGCAUAGCCACAGAACCCCGGAUAAGGCCCACCAUGGACGAAAUCGUGACGUCCCUAGAGCAGCUUCAGGUGUCGAAGGGCACGAGGGGUACUCACAAGGAUCGGCGGUCAGCCGGUCGCAGAAGUUCAAAUGCUGCCCCAAGAGCCUGUAGAAGCCGCACGGAGGAAGUGUCUGCUGCUGCAUACCCGCGGCCUUCUGCUUCCCCUCUUUAUGCUUAGAGAUGGAGCGCCACUGCCAGUGUGUUCUUGAUGUUAUUCUUUUCUCUUUCUGAGUUCAGGGCAUGUAGUUUGUGUGUGCCUUCUGCCGUUUGAGCAUUGUACAGUAGUUGUCUAGGCUUAGUGUACUAGGUGCUGCCUUUUGAUUUGUCGAUGUAAGCAAGAGUUUCCGAACGCGCGGUGGUGGAGGAACAUUGUUGUAGUUUUGCCAUAGUCGAUUUGUUCCGUCGGUCUGUUAACAUAA
Messenger RNA from Syzygium oleosum, 1823 nucleotides. RefSeq names its product probable serine/threonine-protein kinase PBL11. The record is from RefSeq and is a predicted model, not a curated record. Gene Ontology annotation, molecular function: protein kinase activity; ATP binding. The coding region runs from base 362 to 1582 and encodes 406 amino acids. The transcript has 6 exons. Gene Ontology annotation, biological process: protein phosphorylation. NCBI's taxonomy places the organism in Eukaryota, Viridiplantae, Streptophyta, Magnoliopsida, Myrtales, Myrtaceae.